This is a messenger RNA of Microcebus murinus (gray mouse lemur), 673 nucleotides long. NCBI's taxonomy places the organism in Eukaryota, Metazoa, Chordata, Mammalia, Primates, Cheirogaleidae. The record is from RefSeq and is a predicted model, not a curated record.
UCCCCGGCGACCGCGCUCUCUCCCCAAAUAAAAGCCCGGGCGCUGCAGGAGCGGAGCUGCCUGCGGGAGCCCAGACCCCGCCAUGGAGCUGCUGCGCGCCGCCGUCCUGGGCGUCUUCCUGGUGCUCCAGGCACAGCCGGAGGCCGCCAUGGAGGACCUGGACCGGGAGAAGCUCGCGGGGUUCUGGAGGGAAGUCGGUGUGGCCUCGGACCAAAACCUGGCCCUGAAGGCGCCGAAAAGGGUGGAGGGCUUGUUCCUCACCCUGAGCGGGAGCAACCUGACCGUGAAGGCUGCAUAUAACAACUCAGGAAGCUGUGAGACAGAAAACAUAGUGGGCUCAGAAAUAGACGUUUCAGGGAAAUUUGCUUUUCCUGGCCACAGGGAGAUCCACGUGCUGGACACGGACUACCAGGGCUACGCGAUCCUGAGGGUGUCCCUGCGCUGGAACAACAGGGACUUCCAUGCCUUCAAGUACUUCACUCGGAGCCUGGAGGACGAUGACCCGCCGGGGUUCUGGAAGUUCCGAGAGCUGACGGCGGACACUGGCCUCUACCUGGCGGCCCGGGCCGGGAGGUGCGCCAAGCUCCUGAAGCAGGAGCGGAUUUAGCAGAGCAUCCGCUGCAGGACGGUGCCCGAGAUGCACCGACCUCCGCCCCCCCCGCCUCUCCCGGCC